AACAAACUCACACUCUCAACUUCUUAACACACCCCACACACACAUAUACACUUUUAUAACCAAUCAUGCUUUGUGCACCAGCAAAACUAGCACUAUACCCGUCCGCUGAAAACCCACACAUCGUUUCCACCACAACCAUGCCUUGUGAACCAAAAAAACUAGUAGUGUACCCGUCCGCUGAAAACCCACACAUCAUUUCCACCACAACCUGUGAACAAAAAAAACUAGCAGUGUACCCGUCCGCUGGUACUAAAAACCCACACAUCGUCUCCACCAUAACCGUUUAUCCAUCGACCAAAUCCACCAUACCCGACCUCAAACUCUCCACUUCCGACCUCCCUAUGCUCUCUUGCCACUACAUCCAAAAAGGCAAUUUAUUCCUGCAACCACCAACCGGCGUCCCGGAUCUCCUGUUACAUCUCAAAGAAUCUCUGUCAAUCGUUCUGACUCACUUCCCGCCGCUCGCGGGCCGUCUAGUAACCGACUCCAACGGCUACGUCUACAUCACCUCCAACGACGCGGGCGUCCACUUCAUCCACGCCAAUGCAACACAAUUCACUGUAAACGACGUCGUUUCACCAAUUCACGUCCCCGAUUUCGUCAAAACGUUCUUCGCGUUUGAUGGAAUGGUGAGUUACACCGGUCAUUUCAACCCGUUGCUUGCGGUUCAAGUCACUGAGCUUCGCGACGGGUUGUUUAUCGGAUUUUCCGUCAACCACGCUGUGGUUGACGGAACUUCACUGUGGAAUUUUAUUAACUCUUUCGCUGCGGUUUGUUCCGCAAGUAUGAAUUUCAACAUCAAAUUGAACAUCACACAACCGUGUUUUGUUCGCGAUUCGGUUAUAAUAUCUCCGGCGGUGCUUAAAAUUCCGGCAGGCGGCCUGAAAGUGACAUUUGACGAAUUUGCCCCUCUAACUGAAAGAAUUUUCAGUUUUACUAGGGAAGCUGUUUUGAAACUGAAAGGGAUUACCAACAACAGAAAAAAAGUUUGUUACGGAAACGGUGAAGUUAACGCCGUUGAAGUAAUGGGGAAGCAAACUCAUGAUGAUUUAAAACUGUCUGACGAAACAGUAACGGCGUUAAUCGGUAACUGGAUACGAAACCGAAACGGUAACGGAAACGGAAACGCCGUCGUUUCGAAGACAGUUUCAAAGAAUGUUCAAACACCAGAAAUUUCAUCGUUUCAGUCGUUAUGCGCGUUGUUAUGGCGCGCGGUGACACGCGCCAGGAAGUUUCCAAGCGUUAAAACGACGACAUUUCGGAUGGCGGUUAACUGCCGCCACCGGUUGGAACCUAAGCUCGAACCGCGUUACUUUGGCAACGCGAUUCAGAGCAUUCCAACUUACGCCACCGCAGGUGAUGUGUUAUCACAUGACCUGCGGUGGUGUGCUGAGCAGUUGAACAAAAAUGUUCUUGCUCACGACGACACAAUGGUGCGUCGUUUUGUGCACAAUUGGGAACAGGAUCCGCGGUGUUUUCCUUUGGGGAAUUUCGACGGGGCGAUGUUGACGAUGGGGAGUUCGCCGAGGUUUCCGAUGUAUGAUAAUGAUUUCGGGUGGGGGAAACCGGUGGCGGUGAGGAGUGGGAGGGCGAAUAAGUUUGAUGGGAAGAUUUCGGCGUUUCCGGGGCGGGAAGGGGGUGGUAGUGUGGAUUUGGAGGUGGUGUUGUCGCCGGGGACAAUGGCGGAAUUGGAAAUGGAUGAAGAGUUUAUGCAGUAUGUUUCUGUUUCGGGUGGUUGUUAAUGGUGGUGGUGGUUGUUUGUGAAGGGGUGUUUUGUUAUUAAUGUUAGUUCUAUGUAAUAUAAUGAUAAUGAUUAAUGAAAUGAUGUUUAUCUGCUUGUGAUUUAA
This is a messenger RNA of Helianthus annuus (common sunflower), 1847 nucleotides long. RefSeq lists its product as uncharacterized. Bases 66 to 1742 code for a protein of 558 amino acids. The record is from RefSeq and is a predicted model, not a curated record. Lineage: Eukaryota; Viridiplantae; Streptophyta; Magnoliopsida; Asterales; Asteraceae. The transcript has a single exon.